UAUGGGAGGGAGAGCGGCAGAGGCUGCCGGGCAGCAGGGGCGAGAGCAGAGGACAAGGGCCGGCGGGGGCUCUGAGCCAGGAGCCCAGACAGAGGACAGAGGCUGGGCAGGCAAAUGUGGCUGCAGAUGGGAUGACGAGGGGAAGACUGUCGGCACAGCCUCUCCAGGGAAAUACCUUUGACAUUCUGCUGGGGACAAGAGGAGACAACCCAAGGCCAGCCCCGCACCACCCCCACACCCCUAUGUGGCACUGGGAGAAGCUGUGCUGGCCCCUGAGCCGCAGGAGGUAGCAGAGGACAGGAUGGGAGGGGGCCUGGGACGUGGGUGGAGCCAAUGGAAAAUCCCCCCUGGCCACCGCCACUGAGGGGCUCUCGGUGUUGGCAUCUCUGACCAGAAUAGAAUGCUCGCACCCAAAGGCACGAACAAGCCUUGGCCUUGGGGAGCUGAGCUGCCUCACCUGGCUCAGCUCUCUAUGGGUUGCAAGCCCCGGCCCUGAGCCCCCGCCUGCUACGUGACAGCUUGGAAGCCUGCGAGUUCCAGCUGGGCGCCUGCGGGCGACUCCCCCCACCCCGGCUGUCAGGUGAGCUCCCCCUGCAGCACCGCCCCCAAGGGCCCCCACACCUUCCACCCCACGGGACACAGAGUCCAUCAGCACAGACGCAGGCAGAGGUCGGGGCAUGAUGGAGCGGGCUGCAGGAGGCCGGGGCUGCCCGCUGGUGCGCCAGCUCUGGACGGCCAUCAGCAAGGCCGUGUUCGCAGAGUUCCUGGCCACGGGGCUCUACGUGUUCUUCGGCGUGGGCUCCGCCAUGCGCUGGCCCUCGGCGCUUCCCUCCGUGCUGCAGAUCGCCAUCACCUUCAACCUGGCCACGGCCAUGGCUGUGCAGGUCACCUGGAAGGCCAGCGGGGCCCACGUCAACCCUGCCGUGACUCUGGCCUUCCUCGUGGGCUCCCAGAUCUCCCUGCCCCGCGCCCUUGUCUACAUAGCGGCCCAGCUGGCAGGGGCCACGGCCGGAGCAGCUCUGCUGUACGGGGUCACGCCGGGGGAUGUCCGGGAAACCCUCGGGGUCAAUGUGGUGCGCAGCAGCGUGUCGAGCGGCCAGGCGGUGGCUGUGGAGCUGGUGCUGACCCUGCAGCUUGUGCUCUGCGUCUUCGCGUCAACCGACAGUCGCCAAGCCUCAGGCUCCCCGGCUGCCAUGAUUGGAAUCUCCGUGGCGCUGGGCCACCUCAUCGGGAUCUACUUCACUGGCUGCUCCAUGAACCCUGCCCGCUCCUUCGGCCCCGCUGUCAUUGUUGGGAAGUUCGCUGUCCACUGGAUCUUCUGGGUGGGACCCCUGGCCGGCGCCAUCCUGGCUUCGCUAAUCUACAACUUUAUACUGUUCCCUGAUGCUAAAACUCUGGCCCAGCGACUGGCCAUCUUCACGGGCACUGCCAAGGAGGAGCAAGUGGGAGGGGUGGAACCCCAGAAGAAAGACCCCGCGACUAUUUCAGAGGACGCCGAGAUGGAGAGUGCGUGUCAGAUGGCAUAG
Sorex araneus (European shrew) is the source of this 1526-nucleotide messenger RNA. RefSeq names its product aquaporin 6 (gene AQP6). NCBI's taxonomy places the organism in Eukaryota, Metazoa, Chordata, Mammalia, Eulipotyphla, Soricidae. Gene Ontology annotation, biological process: transmembrane transport. The record is from RefSeq and is a predicted model, not a curated record. The transcript is spliced from 4 exons. Bases 678 to 1526 code for a protein of 282 amino acids. Gene Ontology annotation, molecular function: water channel activity; nitrate transmembrane transporter activity. Gene Ontology annotation, cellular component: apical plasma membrane; plasma membrane.